AGCGUGAAGAGGGACGCAGUCGUCUUCAUGGAGACACCCGGCUGGAUCUACGUCGUCGUUACUAUCCUGGGAAUCAUCAUCGCAGUGACUCUGAUUGGCUGUCUCCUCACCGUCCUCGCCAUCUGGACACGCCCAGUCCUGAGGAAGCUGGUCAACGCCCCUCUGGUCAGCCUCAGCUGUACAGACAUCCUCUCUUCCAGCUUCGGCGCCCCUCUUCUGAUCCAUGCUUUCCUGCAUCCCGACUGGGAACCGCCAGGGGCGCUGUGCUGGCUUCAGUCUUACGUCACUAUAGUCCUAUGGGGGGCAUCAAGCUGUCACAUGGCGUGUAUCGCCCUUCAGCGAUACUUCAUGGUCUGUACUAACAGUGUGUACCUAAAAUCCAAACGUGUCCUGUUCAUCAUUCUCUUGCUCACAUGGUUGAUUCCCACCGUUUCAUUUUUGCCCAUUCACGUUGUUGAAGAAGUGAAGGUUCACCCAAAGCUGAAACGAUGCGGUUUGGGAGCAUCUCCAAAUCUAUGGGGCAAGAUUGUGCCAUCCAUUCUCUCUUUCUAUGGCCCGUUCAUAGCCACCAUCACCCUGUACGCGCUCAUUCGUUACCAUGUAAGGAAGAGUAAGAAACGAGUAGGAGCACACUUGGGCAACAGUUCUCCAAACAACGCCGCCGAAAAGCAGCUCACCAGAAUGAUGAUGACACUGUUCUCAGUGUACACAGUCUGCUACAUGCCGUUGAUAACAAUGGCAAUGUUUUCCAGCCGAGUCCCGCGCGAAGCUUUCAUUGUAGGUCAGGUACUGAUGGCUCUGAACGGCGCUCUGAAUCCGAUUCUGUAUGGUCUUAUGAACAGAAAUAUCCGCCAGGGGUAUAAACAUAUCUGGAACAGCAUGCUGAACUACAUCGUCUGA
Branchiostoma belcheri (Belcher's lancelet) is the source of this 900-nucleotide messenger RNA. RefSeq names its product G-protein coupled receptor 84-like. Gene Ontology annotation, cellular component: membrane. The transcript has 3 exons. Gene Ontology annotation, molecular function: G protein-coupled receptor activity. Lineage: Eukaryota; Metazoa; Chordata; Leptocardii; Amphioxiformes; Branchiostomatidae. Gene Ontology annotation, biological process: G protein-coupled receptor signaling pathway. The record is from RefSeq and is a predicted model, not a curated record. Bases 28 to 900 code for a protein of 290 amino acids.